Molecule: messenger RNA, 1759 nt
Organism: Beta vulgaris subsp. vulgaris (sugar beet)
Lineage: Eukaryota; Viridiplantae; Streptophyta; Magnoliopsida; Caryophyllales; Amaranthaceae
Product: NAC domain containing protein 52
Exons: 4
Coding region: 295-1500 (401 amino acids)
Biological process (GO): regulation of DNA-templated transcription
Molecular function (GO): DNA binding
Source: RefSeq, a predicted model, not a curated record
UCUAAUCCCUUUCUUGUUUGAGUAAAUUGAUGAUGAUGAAUGCAGUAGCGGCAUAAGAAAGGGGCAGCAGCAGCAAUAAGUAACAAGUAACAACAACAAUUAACUUCAAUGGCACGCCUCUCUCCCCUUUUCUUGACCCUUACUCAAUCUCACCCACUCUCUUUCUUCCUCUCCACCCCACCUUUUCUUCUUCUUCCGUUCUUCUAAACUUCCAUAAUUCCUCUAAAUUCCCACCUCUCUGAACAAUCAGCGAAAAUUCUGCUCCUUUCCCUCUUUGAUACGACCCCUUCGUCGAUGGGAACUGAGCCGCCUCCACCGCCUCAGUCGCCUCCAAGGCUUCUCCCACCUGCAACGGCUACAUCUCUUGCGCCUGGCUUCAGAUUCCAUCCCACUGAUCAGGAGCUUGUCAGUUACUAUCUUAAACGCAAAAUUUGCGGCAAACCCAUCCGCUUUGACGCUAUUUCUGAGACCGAUAUCUACAAGUCUGAACCUUGGGACUUACCAGCUUUGUCAAAGCUGAAGAGCAGAGACAACGAGUGGUAUUUUUUCGGUGUACAAGAUAGAAAAUAUGUUAAUGGUUCAAGAGUCAAUCGAGCAACAGGCAAAGGGUAUUGGAAAGCCACAGGAAAUGAUCGCCCAAUUAUACACAACUUUCGUACAGUUGGUAUGAAGAAGACUCUUGUCUUUUACAGUGGGCGGGCACCAUGUGGGAAGCGAACUAAUUGGGUAAUGCAUGAAUAUAGAUUAACGGAUGAGGAGCUUGCCAAAAGUGGCAUUGUAUUGGAUGCCUAUCUAUUGUGUAAAAUUUUGAAGAAAAGUGGUCCUGGAUUUAAGCCUGGGGAGCAAUAUGGACCUUUUGUGGAAGAGGAAUGGGAGAAGGAUGAGUCUACCCUUGUGCCAGGUGAAGAGGGUGAUGACGACGUGGCAGUUAAUGAUGAUGCACGUAUGGAGGAUUCUAUGCAGUCAUUCUAUAACUCUGAAUCCGCCCCUGUUACUAGCUGUGGGCUUUCAACAGAGGUUCAAGAGAUUCCGCCUCUUUGCAAGAUAGAAAGGGGAGAGGAAGGCCCAGUCCCUUGCACAGUUGAUCCUGAACCAUUGUCGCUUGGCCCAAAUAAACGUUCUAGACAGUGUGAGACUGACACUUGUCAUUCUCAUGCUUCAGAAAUCUCAACCACAAUAACGCAAGGGCCCUGCUCAUCAUCUACAGGGACCACAAAUUUCUCGACUGGGCUUUUGGAAUUCCCAUUGCUAGAGUCGGUGGAGCCAAAAGAGCGACCCUCUCCUCCUCCGGCGAAUGUGAUUGAUAUUAACGUUCCUCCGAGUUAUUUGAAACUCUUUGAAGAGUUGCGCAAUGAAAUCUACAGGACAUCAAUUGAGAAAGAAUCUUUAAAGAUUGAAGUGAUGAGUGCGAGGACCAUGAUUAACAUUCUUCAGACGAAAAUUGAUCACCUCACCAAGGAAAAUGAGGACCUGAAGAAGACCAACUUGCGGGAUAAAUAGGUUUUGUAGAGGUAUCUUUUUGUUGUAAGCACAUCUCUAUCGAAAUUAAUGUAAUAUUAACCCAAGUUGCCUCGUUGCUCUGCAAUCGUUUAACAUUGUGCUCCUGACUCGGUUUAGUUUUAGUAGCAGACUUCAUUUUUGUAUUUUCUAGUUUCUCUUCCAUGCUAGAUCGUCUAAUUGUGUUGCCGACUAGAUUAUGUCUGUCAUCGUCCUGUAGGUUGCUUAUUGCUUGUAACUUGGUGUUCGUCUCUUUGCAUUA